AUGUUGAGAAAGUACCGGAAAGAUCCGAAUAUUUUUGCAUUGGAGGUGAGAUUUUGCUAUUGCUUGUUGAUGUUUAGUUUUCUGAUAUUGUGGGAUUGUCAACUGAAUUUGAAUUGCUCAAGGAUCAAAAUCCGGUUUGAGAUCUGCUGGACCUAGUGUAAUAUGAAGAAAUUGAUAGAACUCAAGUAGAAGUAUUUUCCUUUUGCAUGAGAUGGGCCUUUUCCAACUCUUCUUAACGCAAAUGCGAUGUUUUGGAUUUUGGCGACAUCAAAUGAACGAGUUUUUGAUAUUACACAUAGUCAGUUACACAGAAUUAAAAAUUUACUUCCUUUUAUGAACUAGAAAGCCUAAAAUGAUCCUUAGAAGAACUAGAAUAAUGCUCGUUCUGAUUUAAAAGUUUAACUUCAAAAUUGUGCCUACUACAAUUUAAAUUUAUCGAAUUUAGCAUCCUCACACUGUGCCCAGAACACCGAACCACAGCUGACGAUGCGUUAAAGCACAAAUUCUUCCGAAAUUCUCAUGGAAACUUCUAAUCUGUUUGAUUUCUCGGUUAAAAUAUUAAAUAAUUGACUGGUACACACAAUUUUUUCGAAUUAAUUUGGUUUUUUGUGUUGAGAUAAGGUUAUUGUAACCAGGAUUACUGCCUGGGCUGAUGACGGAAGAGACAUUUUUUUGUAUAGACCAGAGAUUUUUUUCUCUAACCGACUCUUCAUUUCACGUAUUCUCUCGCAAGCGAACAUCGUUGAGUGUCGCUGAAAAAUUGCGAAGCUCAGAGCUUCAGUACAUGAUCUGCAGCUUAUUCAGAACAAAAAUUAUCGAAUCGGAUAAAUAUUAGUCUGUCGGGAAAAUAAUGAGCACAUGUCGCACGGAAAGUCGCAUCGCCGCCGAGAAAAUUAAUUGUGCCAUAAAAUCAGAUUCUUUUUCACUCAGCGAUCGACGCAGCGACAUUGUGCUCAUUACUUUCCCGACAGACUGGUAUUUUUUUUAGAUUCGCAAAUUUUUGUUCUGAAUAAGCUGCAGAUCAUGUAUUGAAGCUAUGAGCUUCGCAAUUUUCAGCGACAUUCAACGAUGUUCGCUUGCGAGAGAAUACGCGAAAUGAAGAGUCGGUUAGAGACAAAAAUCUCUGGUCUAUACAAAAAAGAUGUCUCUUCCGUCAUCAGCCCAGGCAGUAAUCCUGGUUACAAUAACCUUAUCUCAACACAAAAAACCAAAUUAAUUUGAAAAAAUUCUGUGUAUCAAGUCAAUAAUUUAAUAUUUUAACCGAGAAAUCAAACAGAUUAGAAGUUUCCAUGAGAAUUUCGGAAGAAUUUGUGCUUUAACGCAUCUUCAGCUGUGGUUCGGUGUUCUGGGCACAGUGUGAGGGGGCUAAACUGGAUAAUGUUAUCAAAUUAAGAAAAAAUGUAGUUUUGACCUCUCCCUUUUGCGAUCAUUGUUCUGGUCGUAGCAGAUAUAAACUAUAAACUCCAUGGGGCUAAUUGGCUCUCGGCACACCCUUUUUUCGAUUCGCCAAAUUUUUCUUUUCAAUUUCAUUUGACUUUCAGCCUAUGCCUGAGUACAAGAUCACAUAUUUUGAUUGUCGCGGGACCGCUGAGGCCGCAAGGUGCUGUCUUCACUAUGCUGGCAUCCCAUUUGAAGACCAUCAAAUCGCCUACAAAGACUGGGCGCAACACAAAAAAUGUGAGUUCUAAAAAAAUUGCCGCAAGUUUUGUUUAUUUGCAAAAAAUUCGUCACCCAAAUUGAUAUUUCAGCGUUUCUCAACCAAAAACUCCCCGUUUUCUAUGAAGACGGGAAGGAGUUGACUCAAUCGGGCGCCAUUACUCGGUAUGUAGCGCGGUUAACCGGACUGAAUGGAAAGGAUUCGUGGGAAGAGGCCAAAGCCGAUGAAAUUUAUCAUUAUUUUUUUGACGCUAUGAAGUCAACAAACGUCUAUGUGCAUGACAAGUGUGGAUAUAACAAAGCAAAGGACUUGGUGAGUUCACACUCUUGUCGAAAAACAUUUUUCCAUUUCCAGAACGAAGCCUACGAGAUCUUCCUUCCAAUUGCGACCAGAGCCCUCGAAUAUUACAACAAUUUUCUCAUUGACUCUACCAAUGGAUUUGCGUUGAAAUCGGGUUUAACCUACGCCGACUUCGUUAUUCAUGCGCAGGUCAAAACGUUCAAAAAUUGCGAUCCAGAACUUUUGAAGAAAUUCCCCAAAGUUGUGGAACAUUUUGAGAAAAUUGAAAAUAUUCCACAACUGCAAGGUUAUUUUGCCACUCAAAACACAAUAAACUAA
Messenger RNA from Bursaphelenchus xylophilus (pine wood nematode), 2275 nucleotides. Lineage: Eukaryota; Metazoa; Nematoda; Chromadorea; Rhabditida; Aphelenchoididae. The record is from the annotation of a GenBank genome assembly.